Molecule: messenger RNA, 4464 nt
Organism: Chinchilla lanigera (long-tailed chinchilla)
Lineage: Eukaryota; Metazoa; Chordata; Mammalia; Rodentia; Chinchillidae
Gene: Slc12a1
Product: solute carrier family 12 (sodium/potassium/chloride transporter), member 1
Exons: 27
Coding region: 291-3590 (1099 amino acids)
Biological process (GO): sodium ion transmembrane transport; chloride transmembrane transport; potassium ion homeostasis
Cellular component (GO): membrane
Molecular function (GO): sodium:potassium:chloride symporter activity
Source: RefSeq, a predicted model, not a curated record
ACCACACUUAAUACUGUGCCAUAAAGUAGAUUUUGAGGAGUGAAAUAAAGGAGCUAUGAGGAAACGUGAGGUGCUCCGUAAAACAUCAGAAGCUUUGAAGACCAUCCUGAAGAUUAUAUAGCAGACAAUAUAUCAAGGAUCUAUUUAUUGAGUUCAUCUAGGACAAAAGCCAGGAGCUCCCUAAUGUAAUCACAUUAAAGUUUGUUUCCAGGCAGAAAUAUAUAGAUUUUUUAAUAACCAUAAGGUUAUUAAAAGGUAGAUAGCUCAGUCCAGAGAUUCUAUUUUGAAAGAUGUCAUUGAAUAACUCUGCCAACAUAUUUCUGGAUUCGGUGCCCAGUACUACCAGUCGCUUUCAAGUUAAUGUCAUAAGCGAGGGCCAGGAGAGCUGUACCGCUGCUAAUGAUGACAGCGACCCGCCCCACUAUGAGGAGACUUCUUUUGGGGACGAAACCCAGAGCAGAUUGAGAAUCAGCUUUAGGCCCGGCAAUCAGGAAUGCUAUGACAAUUUCCUGCAAAAUGGAGAAACUGCUAAAACAGACUCCAGUUUUCACGCCUACGAUUCCCACACAAACACAUACUACCUACAAACCUUUGGCCACAAUACCAUGGAUGCGGUUCCGAAGAUUGAGUACUACCGUAACACCGGCAGCGUCAGCGGGCCCAAGGUCAACAGACCCAGCCUGCUGGAGAUUCACGAGCAACUGGCCAAGAAUGUGACCGUGGCCCCAGGUUCAGCAGACAGGGUCGCUAACGGCGAUGGGAUGCCCGCAGAGGAGCCAGGGGACAGCAAAGCGGAAGACACAGCUGGUGUCGUGAAGUUUGGCUGGGUGAAAGGUGUGCUGGUCAGAUGCAUGCUGAACAUCUGGGGAGUCAUGCUCUUCAUUCGCCUGUCCUGGAUCGUAGGAGAAGCUGGAAUUGGUCUUGGAGUUAUCAUAAUUCUUCUUUCCACCAUGGUAACUUCUAUUACUGGGUUGUCAACUUCUGCAAUAGCAACUAACGGGUUUGUUCGUGGAGGUGGAGCCUACUAUCUCAUUUCCAGGAGCUUAGGGCCCGAGUUUGGUGGGUCAAUAGGCUUGAUCUUUGCAUUUGCCAACGCAGUAGCAGUUGCUAUGUAUGUGGUGGGAUUUGCUGAGACGGUAGUAGAUCUUCUUAAGGAGAGUGACUCCAUGAUGGUGGACCCGACCAAUGACAUCCGGAUCAUAGGCUCCAUCACUGUGGUGAUCCUUUUAGGGAUUUCCGUCGCAGGAAUGGAAUGGGAAGCAAAGGCUCAAGUGAUUCUUCUGGUCAUUCUUCUGAUUGCAAUUGCAAACUUCUUCAUUGGAACUGUCAUUCCGUCCAACAAUGAGAAGAAGUCCAGAGGCUUCUUUAAUUACCAAGCGUCCAUAUUUGCGGAGAAUUUUGGACCAAGCUUCACUAAGGGGGAAGGGUUCUUCUCCGUCUUCGCCAUUUUCUUCCCAGCAGCUACUGGAAUCCUCGCUGGUGCCAACAUCUCGGGAGAUUUGGAGGACCCCCAAGAUGCCAUCCCUAGAGGGACCAUGCUGGCCAUUUUCAUCACGACUGUGGCUUACCUGGGGGUUGCUAUCUGUGUGGCGGCCUGUGUGGUCCGAGAUGCCACCGGAAGCAUGAAUGACACCAUCAUCUCCAGCAUGAACUGCAAUGGGUCUGCAGCCUGCGGGCUGGGCUACGACUUCUCAAGAUGUCGACAUGAGCCGUGUCAGUAUGGGCUGAUGAACAACUUCCAGGUCAUGAGCAUGGUGUCAGGGUUUGGCCCCCUCAUCACUGCUGGAAUCUUUUCGGCGACGCUGUCCUCCGCCCUGGCCUCCCUGGUCAGUGCCCCCAAGGUAUUCCAGGCUCUGUGCAAGGACAACAUCUUCAAAGGCCUCCAGUUCUUUGCAAAGGGAUACGGGAAAAACAACGAGCCCCUGAGAGGAUACUUGCUCACCUUUGUGAUAGCCAUGGCGUUUAUUCUCAUUGCCGAGCUGAACGUCAUUGCACCCAUCAUCUCCAACUUUUUCUUGGCUUCGUAUGCACUUAUUAAUUUCUCCUGCUUCCAUGCCUCUUAUGCCAAAUCGCCAGGAUGGAGGCCCGCCUAUGGGAUUUACAACAUGUGGGUAUCUCUUUUUGGAGCUAUUUUGUGCUGUGCUGUCAUGUUUGUCAUCAACUGGUGGGCAGCUGUCAUCACCUAUAUCAUUGAGUUAUUCCUCUAUAUCUACGUGACUUAUAAGAAACCAGAUGUGAACUGGGGCUCAUCCACACAGGCGCUUUCCUAUGUGAGUGCUUUAGACAACGCUCUGGAGUUAACCACGGUGGAAGACCACGUGAAGAACUUCAGGCCGCAGUGCAUUGUCCUAACAGGGGCACCCAUGACGAGACCUGCCCUCUUGGACAUAACACAUGCCUUUACCAAGAACAGUGGCCUGUGCAUCUGCUGUGAAGUCUUCGUGGGCCCACGCAAGCUGUGUGUUAAGGAGAUGAACAGCGGCAUGGCUAAAAAGCAGGCCUGGCUUAUAAAGAACAAAAUCAAGGCUUUUUAUGCUGCAGUGGCAGCAGACUAUUUCAGAGACGGUGUCCGCAGUCUCCUUCAGGCCUCGGGCUUAGGGAGAAUGAAGCCAAACACUCUGGUGAUUGGAUAUAAAAAAAACUGGAGGAAAGCUCCCUUGACAGAGAUUGAGAACUACGUGGGAAUCAUCCAUGACGCAUUUGACUUUGAGAUUGGCGUGGUCAUCGUCAGAAUCAGCCAAGGGUUUGACAUCUCUCAGGUUCUUCAGGUGCAAGAUGAACUGGAGAAGCUGGAGCAGGAGAGGCUGGCGCUGGAAGCCACCAUCAAGGACAGCGAGUGUGAGGAAGGAGGCGGGGGCAUCCGAGGCUUGUUUAAAAAAGCCGGCAAGCUGAACAUCACCAAGCCAGCUCCUAAAAAAGAAAGCAGCAUUAACACCAUCCAGUCGAUGCAUGUGGGGGAGUUCAACCAGAAACUGGUGGAAGCCAGCACUCAGUUCAAAAAGAAACAAGGAAAAGGAACAAUUGAUGUCUGGUGGCUGUUUGAUGAUGGAGGGUUAACACUGCUUAUCCCCUAUAUCUUGACUCUUAGAAAAAAGUGGAAAGACUGUAAAUUACGGAUCUACGUGGGAGGGAAGAUCAACCGCAUUGAAGAAGAAAAAAUUGCCAUGGCUUCUCUCCUGAGCAAAUUUAGGAUAAAAUUUGCAGACAUCCACAUCAUCGGUGACAUCAACAUUAAGCCCAACAAAGAGAGCUGGAAAGUCUUUGAAGAGAUGAUUGAACCAUAUCGUCUCCAUGAAAGCUGCAAAGAUUUAACAACUGCUGAGAAAUUAAAAAGAGAAACUCCGUGGAAAAUUACAGAUGCAGAGCUGGAAACAGUUAAAGAAAAGAGCUACCGCCAGGUUCGACUGAACGAGCUCUUACAGGAGCACUCGAGAGCGGCCAAUCUCAUCGUCCUGAGUCUUCCUGUGGCGAGAAAAGGAUCCAUAUCGGAUUUGCUGUAUAUGGCUUGGCUAGAAAUACUCACCAAGAACCUCCCUCCUGUCUUACUGGUUAGAGGAAAUCACAAAAAUGUUCUGACAUUUUAUUCUUAAGACAUGAAAGGUGAGAAUACAUGUCCACUGGCUGUAGGAAUAAUUUAAAAAACAUGUGCCAGUACUUCACAUUAUAAAAUCCGAUCUAUGGAUAUGCAAACCUCUGGAGACAAGCCUACCAGAUUCUACAUAAAUUUUCUGUAUUUUUUUAUUAGUCAGUGGGAACUUUUUUAUCUCCCUCUAUCAACUAAAAGGAGCAUCUAAGCCAAUGUUACUACUACAAAAAAAAAAUCACUUUUGUCAUUGCUGUUGGUAAAUAAGAAAUUAAUCUAAGCCAUGCUAGCUAAUGCUCCUGAGAACGACCAGGGUGACUGCAAGCUCCCCCAAGCAGGUUCCCUCUUUUGUUUUUAAUGGCAUUUGCAGUGGGGCCCUGGUUCAGGCCUCAGCCCACAGCAGGUCUCAAUAACUCGUAUUGACAGGCUGGUUCCAUGACAUGGGCAGUCAUGAAAGGAAAAGAGCAAGCAGGUAGGAUCCGUGAUAGCCUGUGGCCUCCUGAGAGGCCUGUGACUACAAAGAAGAUUUAAAAAUCAAUAGCUGAAAACUUUCAGAAGCGCUGGAGUCUACAACAUGUUUAAAGCAGUUACCUAAAUAGGGUUUAUUUCAAGUAAUAGAUAAUAUACUUAAAGAGAUCUGAGAGAUCGUUGAUAACACACAGCUUGAAUUUGCCACAAACUGGAGGUAUAUUAACUGGGUCAGAAGGGAACGUAUUCCAAUUACAGUCACACUUGGGUACUCAACUGCUUUGAAACUCCUCAAAUUUGGUACAAGAUGCUUUCUGAUACAAAAAUUUUGUCCUGCGGCUGGGGAUUUAGCUCAGCGGCACAGCGCCUGCCUGGCAAGCGCAAGGUCGUGAGUUUGAUUCCCGGUACCGGAA